AGAGAGAGAGAGAGAGAGAGAGAGGUGGAGGCAGCCGGAGGGGCCUAUCGUUAUCGGCCACCGCCACCGCCGCCGCUUCUUCCAGCAGUCGUGGAGAACGCGAGGCAUGGACUGCACCAUCACUCCGGCUCAAGAACCCGCGCCAGGCACAGUAGACCCGAUGAUGCAGCCGUUCGUCAGAGAGCCUUCGCAACCAGAGGCGGCCAACGCCCCCACCACCCUCGGUGGCAACACUCUGGGACUCGUUCGCCUCCAAUCCAGCCUCAGCAUCGUGGUUGACGACGUCGACGAGGUGGAGUCCUCGCUAAGCACGCCGGGCCUGGACGGGCCCGACUCCCCGCGGCACCGUCAGCUGGCCCGCAACCUGUCCGCGGCGUCACUCACUUCGCCGGACGAGUCAAUGGACCAGCCAUGCACGGAGCCAUCGUCGCCGGGUCUGCACGCCGGCACCAACCUCACAAAACAGAAGUCCUACGAACGCCUUCAACAGAUCAUGGACGAGGUUGAGAACCGAAAGAGCGAGUUCGCGCGUCUGCUGGAGGAGCACGCCCAGGUGGUGGCCCGACUGAAGGCCAUCGAAACGUCAGGCCGGGCGGCGGCCAUUCUGCCCCAAGAGAGUGCGGCCAUGUAGGCCACCUGUGUCAAGGACAAUACGUCAAUAAGUAUAUAGCCUCUUGCUGCUGAACAUCAAUAUAUGAAGGUUUAACUUUUACAAACGCGGUUUCAGCCAGGGUACAAUUUCUACGGCAACUGUCAAACCCCUGGUCACAACAUUCCAAUGGGAAAUUUAAUAAUACUGUCUUAUAAAAUAUAAAAGUUAAGCCUCAAUAUGUACGGGACCCGAUAGAAGUAAGGAGGAUAAAAGCAGUUGUUGACUUUCAAAACGCAAAACAUUAGCCAAGCGUUGACACACGUAAAACCCAAAGAGUUUUGGGUCAAUAAUUGAGAAAAGCGCGAUUUUGUGGCAACUAGAAUGACACCGCUUUGAAGCAGCGAAAAAGGAACACAUUUUGUAAAAAAAGAAAAAUCUCAAUUAAAAUGUAGCGCGCCUGUAUUUUGGUAAAUGUGCUUAGGUUUUGAUAAUGUUGCAUUCAAUCGAAAUCAUGUGACUAUAAAAAGGUUGUUCCCAGAAAUUUGAGAAAAAAACUUGUGCCAUGCCAAAGCAGGGUUAGGAUGUAAUAUUUUAGCUAACAAUAUAUACAAAUAGGCAAACUUGGACUUGCACUACGCUGAUUGAAUUAGUCUUCAUCAGGAUUUGUCAAAAUUACUUGUUCAACAUGUAAGAUUUUAGCUCAGGACCAAGAUGAAAAAUCAAUUUAAUUCUGAACAAAUUCCACUCAAGACUUUUCACAGUUUUGCAAAAUUUAAAGAGUUUUAGAGAUUCAAGGAAAUUUGUAAUUUGCGAUAUAAUUAAAAAAUUUCUGACAAGUUGUGCAUAACAAUUAUAAUUUGAACUCUGCGCAUUUUAUUGUUAUUUUGUCAUCUUUUUUAUGUAAUGACCUGUAUCAAGCAGAGGAUAUAAGAACUUUAUCAAACAUUAGCCACCACUUGCUACUCUUGACUGUGUGUUAACCACUAAUGUGUAACAGAAUCAAUUAACUUGGUGUCUACUAUGUGGCAGAUCUAACUAAAGUGGAACAAACUUCAGGCUAUCAGCGAAAAAUAAAACCGACAUUGGAAAGCGCGUGUAAGGUCAAGAAACACAUAUGUACACACAAUUUGAAUUUGGCGGUUUUGCGAACACAAUGAAUGGAACCGAGAACGUAGCCGUUCUUUCCGUUGGCUUAACGGAGAACAAACAUAUUUUUGCCUUACGCCAGCAGGAGAUAAUUUUAGAUUGCAACACCAUUUAAGAGCAUAAGUGAGCAUUAAUUUGUAAAUAUGUAUGCAGAAAUGAGCUGUAGCCAGUAAUAACUUUAAAGAGCGAAUAAACCAGUCAAAUUUGUUCAA
Cloeon dipterum is the source of this 1950-nucleotide messenger RNA. RefSeq lists its product as uncharacterized. The coding region runs from base 107 to 631 and encodes 174 amino acids. The transcript has 4 exons. NCBI's taxonomy places the organism in Eukaryota, Metazoa, Arthropoda, Insecta, Ephemeroptera, Baetidae. The record is from RefSeq and is a predicted model, not a curated record.